This is a messenger RNA of Raphanus sativus (radish), 1121 nucleotides long. RefSeq names its product protein ATAF2. Gene Ontology annotation, molecular function: DNA binding. NCBI's taxonomy places the organism in Eukaryota, Viridiplantae, Streptophyta, Magnoliopsida, Brassicales, Brassicaceae. Bases 92 to 928 code for a protein of 278 amino acids. Gene Ontology annotation, biological process: regulation of DNA-templated transcription. The transcript has 3 exons. The record is from RefSeq and is a predicted model, not a curated record.
UCACACUCAUCUCCUCGAUUCCAAUCUUCAGCAGACGACGAAACCCAGAGAAAAUUAAAAAAAGAAAAAAAAAAGAAACUUUUGGAGGAGAAUGAAAGCAGAGCUAAACUUACCAGCAGGAUUCAGAUUCCACCCCACGGACGAAGAGCUCGUGAAAUUCUACUUGAUCCGUAAAUGCUCAUCGGAGCAGAUCUCAGCUCCGGUUAUCGCCGAAAUCGAUCUCUACAAGUUCAACCCUUGGGAGCUUCCAGAGAUGUCUCUGUACGGAGAGAAAGAGUGGUACUUCUUCUCGCCUCGAGACCGGAAAUACCCAAACGGUUCGCGUCCUAACCGGGCAGCAGGUACCGGUUAUUGGAAAGCCACCGGAGCUGAUAAACCCAUCGGUAAACCGAAGACGUUGGGGAUAAAGAAAGCGCUCGUCUUCUACGCCGGGAAAGCUCCCAAAGGGAUUAAAACGAAUUGGAUCAUGCACGAGUAUCGUCUCGCUAAUGUCGAUAGAUCAGCUUCUGUUAACAAAAAGAACAACCUACGACUUGAUGAUUGGGUGUUAUGUCGAAUCUACAACAAGAAAGGAACCAUGGAGAAGUACUACCCUGCUGAUGAGAAACCGAGGACCGCAUCGUCGCCUUUUGACACAUCGGUGUCGACGUUGCAAGAGGAGGAUUGUAGCAGCUCGGGAGGACACGUGGUGUCACCUGAUGCGAAGGAGGAGGUUCAGAGCGAGCCUAAAUGGAGAGAGCUUGAGGAUGCUUUGGAGGCUUUUGAUUCUUCCAUGUUUGGUGGUGUUGGUGGUUGUUCCAUGGACUUGUUGCAGAGCGAUGCUUUUGUUCCUCAGUUCAUGUAUCAGCCUACUGAUUGCUUCACUUCGUUCCAGGAUCCGCUUGAGCAGAAACCGUUCUUGAAUUGGAGUUUUGCUCCGCAGGGGUGAAGAAGAUGAGAUGGUUUGUCUGUGUUUGUGAUGUGCUAGAGAGAAGUUUCUCAAUCAGCUUUUGUUUCUUUGUAGUAUAAAAGAUUGUAUUAGUGUUAAUAGUUGUUAGCAUCAAUCAAUGUCUCAUUGAUAGGCAAAUUCUUGUAAUUUCAUUAGAAAAUUUAUAUGAAAAAAAAUAUAACACAUUCUUCAA